Seriola dumerili (greater amberjack) is the source of this 1196-nucleotide messenger RNA. Its product is annotated as ceramide synthase 5-like. Bases 24 to 1172 code for a protein of 382 amino acids. Gene Ontology annotation, molecular function: sphingosine N-acyltransferase activity; DNA binding. Gene Ontology annotation, cellular component: membrane. The record is from RefSeq and is a predicted model, not a curated record. NCBI's taxonomy places the organism in Eukaryota, Metazoa, Chordata, Actinopteri, Carangiformes, Carangidae. Gene Ontology annotation, biological process: ceramide biosynthetic process. The transcript has 10 exons.
UUGGACUGUUUGCUGUUCCCCCGAUGACUUCCUCUAUUUCGGCCUGGAUUUGGAGUGAGAGAUUCUGGCUUCCCGAAAAUGUCUCAUGGGCGGACCUGGAGCAUCCACCACCUGGAAUGGAGUAUCCCCGAAUGGGACACAUACUGUACGCCCUGCCGCUGGCUGUCGGUGUUUUUCUACUGAGGCUGCUUUUUGAAAGGCUAGUGGCCAAGCCCUGUGCCCACAUACUUCAGAUUCAGGCGGGAGUGCCUCGGCGAGCUCAGCCCAAUGCUGUCCUGGAGAAGCUGUAUCAGUCCAAAGCGUGUCCAGACACGAGGCAACUGGAGGGACUGUCCAAGCAGCUGGACUGGGAUGUACGGAAAAUACAGAGAUGGUUUCGCAUCCGUCGCAACCAAGACAGGCCCAGUACGCAGAAAAAGUUCUGUGAGAGCAUGUGGCGAUUUACAUUUUACCUGGGGAUUUUUAUCUAUGCCAUUCGCCAUUUGUGGGUGUCACCUUGGAUGUGGGACACCAGAAAAUGUUGGGACAACUAUCCUUUUCAGCCUUUGAGCCCUGGCCAGUACAACCACUAUGUAGCUGAGCUGGCUUUCUAUUGGUCUCUGAUGUUUUCCCAGUUCACAGACAUUAAACGUAAGGAUUUCAUCAUCAUGCUUGUCCACCAUCUGGCAACCAUUAUCCUCAUCACAUUCUCCUAUGCCAACAACAUGCUAAGAGCUGGCACUUUGACCAUGUGUGUGCACGAUGCAUCCGACAUCUUCCUCGAGGCAGCUAAACUCGCCAACUAUGCCAAGUACCAGAGGCUAUGUGAUGGCCUGUUUGUGGUGUUCAGCAUAAGCUUUUUCCUCACUCGACUUGUCAUCUAUCCUUUCUGGAUUGUUAACAGUGUUCUGUUUGAGAGCUGGGAGAUUGUUGGGCCGUACCAGGCCUGGUGGCUGUUCAAUGGGUUGCUGCUGGUUCUGCAGACUCUUCACAUCAUCUGGUUCUACCUCAUCACUCGUAUUGCUAUCAAAGCCAUAUUCAAGGGAAAGGUGUCAAAAGACGACCGCAGUGACGUUGAGAGCAGCUCGGACGAAGAGAUUUAUUCCAGUUGCAGCAAAAAUCCCAGUCAGACUCUAAAGACAAAGGACAGCAGUCACACUGGUAACUUCAACGGAGAAACUCAUGACCACUGAGUACCAAGAAGAGGAUACUGACUU